Molecule: messenger RNA, 2766 nt
Organism: Pseudoliparis swirei
Lineage: Eukaryota; Metazoa; Chordata; Actinopteri; Perciformes; Liparidae
Gene: gpr75
Product: G protein-coupled receptor 75
Exons: 3
Coding region: 520-2163 (547 amino acids)
Biological process (GO): G protein-coupled receptor signaling pathway
Cellular component (GO): membrane
Molecular function (GO): C-C chemokine receptor activity
Source: RefSeq, a predicted model, not a curated record
UGAAGUCUUAAUAUGGCGUAACAGACACAUUCUUUCAAAUCGUGUGACCCUGGAGUAAAGCUGCGGACGGCGGCCCCUCGCCGUGGUGUUGUCGCCGAUGGGGGGAGAGCGGAGAGCUCCGGAUGAACACCUGGAUGCGGAGCUCGUGCCCAGAUACGUAGGCAGUGACUUCAUCCAUCGUGUCUCAGCGCACGUCCAGCGGCCGUCGUUCCGGUGUGAGGAUGGAGACGUCGCCGAGAAAACGAAUACGCGAUCAUCCGUCUGUGCUUCUGCGCGCUCUGACUCCAUUAACACGGACACCCGCGGUGCGUUCACGUUCUAUCGUAUUGCUUUAAAAUCGAGAUGGGCUGUGUGUCAAAUGAUGAUGGACGCGCGAUCGAUUACACACGCACUCCCCCUGACCCAAGGUGGCAGCAAUGGCGCCAGCAGCAGCUCCUGUGACCAGCAUGCACUUCUUCCACAAAGAGGAAUGACGCUGACAUCGAUGACCGCGGGAUCCUUAUAAAGUGUAAUGAUACAAUGAACACCUCUGUUACGCCAUCCGACCUGGUGGAUGUGCCAAGACAGCAGAACUUCAAUGGCACCCUGGGCACACACACGCCAUCCAGUUGGGCUGUGAUCCACACUGCUACCUUGACCUUUUGCUCCCUCCUCCUCAUCUUCAUCUUCUGCAUGGGCUCUUACGGCAACCUUGUGGUGUUCCUGUCCUUCUUCGACCCGGUGUUUCGCAAGUUCCGCACCAACUUCGACUUCAUGAUCCUCAACUUGUCCUUCUGCGACUUGUUCAUUUGUUGCGUGACCGCUCCCAUGUUUGCACUGGUGCUCUUCCUGGACGCCGACGGAGGGGAUGGCGUGUCGAAGAGCUUCUGCUUCACCUUCCACUUGACCAGCUCGGGCUUCAUCAUCAUGUCCCUGGAGACGGUCGCCGUCAUCGCUCUGCAUCGGCUGCGCAUGGUUUUGGGGCAGCAGCCCAACCGCACCGCCUCCUUCCCCUGCACGCUGGCCCUCGCCGCCCUGCUGUGGGCGUCCAGCUUCACCAUGGCCGCCCUCCUCGCCAUGCGAGCGUACCCGCGUGGAGACGGGCCCUGCUUGCCCCACUUUGGCCUCGGAGGCGGACGGGCCCGGGUCGUGUUGUACGUCUACCUGGCGGACUUUGCCUUUUGCGUGGCUGUGGUGUCGGUGUCCUAUCUGAUGAUCGCUCGGACGCUGAGGAAGAACGCACAAGUGAGGAAAUGUCCGGUCGCCGCCGUCGAUGCCACGUGCCCGCCUCCCCCACCCCCCCUCGCCGCAGCCGGCUUUGAGAGCAUGCGGCGUGCCGUCCAAGACCCGUCCGUGUGCUGCAGCCAGACGUACGACAAGCUGCACCAAGUUCAGACGCACUCGUACGUCGGCAAGACCAGCCAGCCUCUGGCUCCAGGGGCCGCCCACGGGGCCACCUGCUGUCAGCUGGUGUCCACGGUCAACUUGGCCACAGCCAAAGACUCGAAGGCCGUUGUCACCUGUGUGGUCAUCGUGUUCUCUGUGCUGCUCUGCUGCUUGCCGAUGGGAGUUUCACUGGCGUGGGACGUGUUGUCGCCGGAGAGCAGCUUUGCACAUUACCAGUUUGAACUCUGCGGCUUUGUGCUCAUUUUCCUCAAGUCGGGCAUCAAUCCCUUUGUGUACUCGCGCAACAGUGCCGGCCUCCGCCGCCGCGUGCUCUGGUGCAUCCAGUGGGCGGCACUGGGCUUUCUUUGUUGCAAGCAAAAGACUCGGUUGCAUGCGAUGGGGAAGGGCAGCCUGGAAGUCAAUCGCAAUAAAUCCUCCCAUCACGAGACCAACUCGGCCUACGUCCUGUCGCCCAAACCCCAGAGGAGGCUGGUUGACCAGGCUUGCGGCCCCAGUCACUCCAGGGAUUGUGCUGGUAGUCCAAGGGCCACAGGUGCACGCAAGCCCCGCCCCCAGAGUACCUCUACGCCGAUCAACACCCGCAUCGAGCCCUACUAUAGUAUCUACAACAGCAGUCCCUCUGCGGGGCCCAGCUCCCCGACCAGCCUGCAGCCCGUCGGCUCGCAGACGUUUGCCUUCGCCAAGUCGUACGUCGCCAUGCACUACCACACUCACCAGGACGCACUGCAAGACUUUGAGAGCGCCUCGGUGCACCAGAUUCCCGUUCCCUCCGUCUGAUGGAUCAGAACAGGUGCGCGCACUCGCUCCAUGGCUUUAAAUCAAAUGUGAAUCAAAAGAGGAGCACAACAAGAGGCCCAUGUUAUGUAUUUGGAAUCUGUAUUAACCUUUUGUCCUCUUUUACGUCGGAAAUACGAGUCCAGUUUCGAGAAGUGAGAACCAGUGUUAUAAGCCUGGCCGUGAAAGUAAAAAAAAAACAAGCAAUAGAUUUGUUAUGAAAGUGUCUUAUCCAGAAGUCCUUGACUGUAAUUGAUUCGUUUUUACGGCAUUUUCACGUUAAUCUGCCCCUGCGUUGCGCACGCAUGUGCCGUUCUAACCCGAUACUCUGGAGGUUUUCAUUGCAGGCAAAGACUGCCGUUCCAGAUCACUGCUGGUUCCUCUCAAGUGGCCGAGAGCUCCAAGCUGCUGGGGGGGGGGGGCUGCCCACACGUGGCUGCCCACACGUGGCUGCCCACACGUGGCUGCCCACACGUGGCUGCCCACACGUGGCUGCCCACACGUUGCUUGCCAGAUGGCAUGCGGUUGCUACUUUGAUGAACUUUUGCUUCUUAAGAGAAAUGUAUUUGUGAACCGCAUACAGUUUUCAACACAAUAAAUGUUUGA